This is a messenger RNA of Bombus pyrosoma, 9379 nucleotides long. RefSeq lists its product as uncharacterized. The record is from RefSeq and is a predicted model, not a curated record. Lineage: Eukaryota; Metazoa; Arthropoda; Insecta; Hymenoptera; Apidae. Gene Ontology annotation, molecular function: monocarboxylic acid transmembrane transporter activity. Gene Ontology annotation, biological process: monocarboxylic acid transport; transmembrane transport. The coding region runs from base 3168 to 5960 and encodes 930 amino acids. The transcript has 4 exons.
UGUAAAUAAUUAUUUACCGAUGACGUAUACGGAGGACUAAUUAAAAUGUAAAGUUAUUAAUAUCAAAUUGGGUCACGUCGUACAAUCGAAAGAUCCAGCUAUUGGAAGGUCUCCUCCCUGUUGAUAUUUAACUGAAAUAAUACCUAUACCAAAAAACCGGUUACAAGAAGAAAUUGAAAGAUAAUUAAUUAAGAAGAAUAUUUAAUAUUAUUCGAUCCGCUUAGAUCUACAUCAGAAAUAUCGCUUCGGAAUUAAUUACACACGGAUAUAUAAGAUUAGUAGCAGAAACACGGAUUAAAAGAUUAGUAGAAAAGGAUUAAAAGAUUACACAGAUAUAUUAAGAAUAAUAAAAAUGUAUUUUAUGACGUAACUCACGCUGCUUGACCCUAUUUCUCAGUUGCAACUAUGGUCGCGGUUCGAUUACUUUCGUCACGAAUUAAUCAACGUGGCUGAUCUCGUUUGGGUAUUAGCAAUCAAUGUUCGUUCCUUCGCGUAUCAAGCGUAAUACAUAGUAACGUCUGCGAAGGCGGCCCGAACAAUUGAUACAGCAUAAAAAUGGGCGCAACUUGAAAACAAGGUCAGAUGAAACGAACGUUUAUACGAAGAGUCCUUGUAUCGUGUUUGUACGACGAGCUUUAGUUCAGUAAAAGUACUUUAGACGUUGCAUCCUUAUUUUCCAUCCCUAGUACCAACUCGAGAAACGGAGAAUGCCGAUCGAUACUCGUUCGGGAAUAAACGAAUCUGUGAUUAAUGCAAGCAGCGCUUGACAAAUAUAAUCGAGCGUGAAAUUGGUCUAUUGAAACGACCACGGAGUUCUGCAACGACUAGUAUCUACGUAUACGUAUACGUGAAAAACAUAGCGAAUCUUGAAACAUAUGAAUUUCUCAAUUUCUCAGUUGCAGAGAAAGUUGUACCUCUUUUAAAGUUGCCAGUAGUUGCUUCAAAUUAUGCAGUUGUAAUACUCUUGUUAGGGGUAAUUAGGCAAGUGGAUACGAGUUUGUUAUCGGAAGAAAUAUUUGGCGAUACUUUCGGAAAUCUUGGUAUACUAUAAAACUAAAAUUUUGAUAUAAGCAGGAAAUUGAAUUUUUAAGAUCAAAAGAACAUUGUUCGUUUCUGAUCAUGUUAAAGUUACGUUCUAUUCUCGAAAAGUUUGUAAAUAAUUCAUUUAGAAUCUGAUUUUGGAGUACGUGGUAUAUAAAUAAUUGGUUAAAAACGUGACACUUAAAUGAACAUAUCCUUUUGAUUAUCCAUCGAAGCGAGUAAUGUAUUUACAGUUUAGAGACUUUUAUAGAUCUUGGUGUGUGCUUGCACGUGUGUGCGUGUGUGUCGCAGUAAAAUUUAGAAUGUACAUAAAUACGACGUAAUCUCGAGAGAGAUAUAGGAUAUUUCUAUUAAUAAUGAAAACGACGUUGGGCAUUAUAAGGAUAUCCAUUCGUACUAAGAUACUUCGGAACUUUCUGUAAACACGGCGGAUGAAGGACGUGGACGGAAAAAUAAGUUUUAUCGAAUAAUAAAGUGUAAUUAGUGGAUGCACGAAUCCCUUCUGCAAGUUCUCCGCUUAUUGAUUUAUGGAUUAAAAUAAAACAUUUCUCGCGUCAUAACGACCAUUAUAGAGGUAUACGGAUUAAUAAUGAUAUGUUCUAUUCGACUCGUGAUUUCCGAGUCUUUGGUUUUAUUUACGGAUCAUCGUGUCUACUGUAACGAAAAUUGGCGAAAUAUCAUAAAAAUUAACAGGCUACGUCGAACGAUUCUUUUUCGAUUAAAUUGGAUUAGACGUAAAUCUCUUUUUUAGAGCCAUCGAUAAGACUAAACAUACAAUAAAGACUGUUGUAAAGUCGUGCCAAGUUGGAACCAGAUUUUAACACCUUUAUGAUCGAUAUCCGUCUAAGAUAAAAGAGCACGCUAUUAUUUCUAUACUUUGCAGCUCGUCCAAAGCGAAGCAGAAUAUUACGAUUUCAGUACUUUUCAAUUAACUAUCGAUCCAUCAACCAUCAACAAAUACAGAAAAUGCGUAAAAUUAAUUCAGACGAAACGUAGAUAAAUCAGUUAAAAUUACUUUUCCAGUUGUUAUCUUUCCACGGAUCGAUCUCAUUCGCGAUUUAUGGAAAUUCAUUUGAACAAAAGCACAGAGUAGAACGCGAAGAAUAGCGAGGUAAAUUUUCUUUAAGCCUGUGAGCUUAACAACGAGCAACGUCGCAACUAAAAACGAAUGCCCAUAAUAUUAAAAGCUCUGUUUAUAAUAUCAGAAAUCGGAACAACAAAUACCAACACGAACAAGUUGAAUCGCGCAAUGAAUACUCUGAUUAGCUCAUGAAAAACGAUGCUCUUCGCCCGAAUUCUUAGCAAAUAAAUAUUACGAAACAAUAUCAGAUUUAUAAAUAUGAAAUUGAUAUUAAAAUAUCGUACACCGUAAUACAUCGAAUUGUAGAGAAUCAGCGGACGUAACAAAAAUAUUACGUACGAAUCGAAAUUUCUCGCAUAUCUCUGAAGCGAAUCCUUUCGACUUUUUCAACCAUUGGUCUCACGAAUGUUGGAAUACACCGCAAGAGCCGAAGCAGUACCGUUCGCCGUAUGGGUGCCUGGGUUGACGAUCGUUUCGCGGAGGAGGAGGCGGUCCCGAUUAACCAGGGCCCGAGAAGAAGGAAAGCAUCCUGCAUCCUGGGCCACGUUUGCGAUGGUGGCGGCCCAGAUGCGAUUCACCAGCGUACAACGAAGAACUUUAAGAAUUCGUGCAGAUCGUCAGCGUCGUUGUUGCCGUUACGCCGUCAGUUUACUAGACAGCUCUACGAGUGGCCCGGUUUACCAUUGUUUAAAUCAAGGACGAAACUAGAUCAGUUUUGAAUGGAUCGCGCGAAUCGCGAUCAAAUUUAACCGUGAUAUGACUUUUUUUCUAGCAGCGCGCGUGUUUUUUUAAGUGCUACGAAAAGGCAGAGGAUAUAAAAGGAUAAGAAGAAGAAGAAGAAGAAGAAGAGCAAGAAAAAGAAAAACGAGGUAUAUGUUUGAUCUAAUUUACACGGGGAUCGACAAAGCGAGAAACAAAAAAAAAAAAAAAGAAGAGGUAGCUAAAUCGUUAAACGAGAGAAAAGAAUAGGUUCGAUGUCGUUGCGUCGGCUGUUCGAGGACUGCACUUAAACAGCAGAGUCCUCCUUGUUCUUGGUACCAUCAUCAUGGCCGAGUGGGCCAAGUUCAAUGGCGAGGAGAAGCUGACUCAAUCGAGCAACACGAUCGAGACAGAGAGCAAUAACAAAGAGGAGGAGGACGGUACCGGUGGAUCGCGUGGCGACUCGAGGAACGCCGAGGUGAUAGCACGAAAAAGCGACGAGGAGUUGCUGAUCGAGAAAAGACGGUCUUCCGUAAACAGGACUCCUCAAGAAACGCCGCGUAAAACGGAGUCGCGAAAAGCUAGCGACGCGACCUCAUCAGAAUUAAAUUCUUUGGUGAAGAACGCGUCACGGUUGAGAAAAAAUUCCGAUCAGAUCGGAAUUCUUACCGAGGAACGAUCAAAGAUAUUGAACGAUCAGAGCUACGUGAAUGAUGCGGUGAUCGAGAAGGACGAGGAGAUACGAAAUUGUUUGGAGAAGACGUUCGAUGCUUACAACGAGCCUGGCUCGAAGAUUCGGCAGGAAGCUAGGCACGAAUUGAGAGAAUCGAAAGAAUCGCAGAACUCGGUGAAAAAGCCUGACAGUUUGUACAAGGACAACGUUGCCAGCCCGCCGAAGCGUAAGAGCGUUUUCACAGAGCGAAGUUCGAUUUUCGGCUCUCCGACGAAGAUCCUAUCGAAGAAUCGUUCGCCGUCCGAGAAGAGUACCGAGAAGUUAGUUAAUGGGAAAUCGCCGCGGGAGGACAAGCAACAACAUCAUGUGCAAUUUAACAAAGACUCGAAGAAGCAGCAAUCCCGGGAGCAGAGGCCGCAAUCGAGCCCUUCGCUACCACCGUCGACCACCAGCAGUUCCGAGGAUAAUUCCAGCUUGGGGCAAUUGUGCGAGGCUACACCACCUGAUGGCGGUUGGGGAUGGGUGGUCGUCGCAGCUUCCUUCAUGGUUAACCUCAUAGCCGACGGUAUUACGUUCUCGUUCGGCGUGAUCUACGUGGAAUUCCUCAACUAUUUCGGCGAAGGGAAAUCGAAGACGGCCUGGAUCGGCAGCUUGUUCAUGGCGAUGCCGUUGUUGUCGGGCCCCGUGGCCAGUUUCCUCACGGACAGAUACGGUUGUCGAAGAGUUUCUAUAGCGGGCAGUAUCCUAGCGGCGGCCGGUUUCGUUAUAAGUUCUUUCGCGAAUUCCAUGGAGGUUCUGAUAUUCACUUUCGGAGUUCUCGCUGGCUUCGGUUUGUCCUUAUGUUUCGUGGCAGCCGUGGUGAUCGUCGCUUACUACUUCGAUAAAAAGAGAUCUUUCGCGACAGGUUUGUCCGUCUGCGGUAGCGGUAUAGGAACGUUCAUCUUUGCCCCAGUUACGCAGUAUCUGCUGGCUGAAUACGGUUGGCGGGGAACCACGCUGAUAUUGGCCGGUCUGUUCCUCAAUCUGGCUGUUUGCGGCUGUCUUAUGAGGGAUCUCGAAUGGACCACCACCAGAGCGAAGGCGAAGACCGAGGAGAGACGGAAAAAUCGCGAGAAAAAGAGGACCAGGAUACAGAGCUCGAGCGUCGACUCGUUCUCCGCGAAUAGUUCGCUGAACACCCUCACGAUCAUGGAGAAUCUUCGGACUCAAGAGGAAGAGGAGGAGGACGGUGAAAAGCUAUUUUCCAGUCUGGUAAGCUUACCGACGUUCGUGAAGAACGGCGAAAAGGUACCGUUGGAGGUAUUGGAACUACUUAGUACUCGUAAAAACGUGUACAACGUGUUACUGCAAAAUUAUCCGAGUCUGCUCAUCUCCUCGAGGAGCUUCAGCGAUUCCGGGCCGCUUCACGAUCAGCUGAGCACACCUUCGGCCAGAUUCGUGCCCACGCCGAGCUCUUUGUCCGAGUUGAAGAGCGAGGAAAACAAGGACAAGGUCUUGCCCAACGACGAGCAAACUCUUCGACAGCAAACGGACGCCGCUUGGCGAUUGUGGUGGUUGAAGAAGAUCAAUCUGGAUAGCUCGUUGAGAAGAUCCAGCACUCUCGAGCAUACCAGGAGACUACCUACUGCCUAUUUGAAGGAUAUCAGAGUGCAUAGGCAGAGCCUUACGUAUAGAGGUGCUAUGUUGAACAUAAAUCGAUAUCGACUCAGGGCAUCCAGUUGUCCGGAUAUUUAUAGGAACUCGAUGACCACCAUAGCUAGAACCAAACUCGUCUGGUACGCCGGUCUCUGGGAAUUCUGGGACCUUAUCGUCGAUAUGCUUGAUUUUUCUCAUUUCGCUGAUUCGCGUUUCUUGCUGUUCGCCAUUAGCAAUUUCCUCCUACAUACCUGGUACGACGUGCCCUACGUCUAUUUGACGGACAACGCGAUCGAGAUGGGCUUUAGCGAAACCGACGCAUCUAUUCUAAUAUCGGUCAUAGGAAUAACCAACAUGGGUGGCGAGAUUCUGCUUGGUUGGGCAGGUGACAGAGCAUGGGUAAACGCAUCUAUCGUAUAUGCAGUAUGCAUGGCAUUUUGUGGCGCGGUGACGGCUUUAAUACCCAUGGUAAUUGGCAGUUACUAUGCCUUAUGCGCGAUCUCUGGUGCUUUUGGAUUAUUCAUCGGGGCGAACUACAGUCUUACCAGCAUCAUCCUCGUCGAACUGAUUACGCUGGAAAGAUUCACAAACGCGUAUGGCCUUCUACUCUUGGUCCAGGGUGUUGCAAAUCUUAUGGGUCCUCCGUUGGCUGGAUGGCUUUACGAUAUCACGGGGACGUACGAUUUGUCGUUCUACUUAGCCGGUUUCUUCAUUGCGUUGAGCGGAGUUCUUUUACUGGCGAUGCCUUUAAUUAGCCUAUACCGGAAAUGUUUGCACGGCUCGAGGAAAGAGGAAACUGACGAAGAUUUUGCAAACGUGAACAGAGUCUGAAGGACGACGGCGACUGAUCACGUUAAUCAUUUCUAAGAAAACUAUAAUACGAUCAUCGAUAAUGCGAUACCGAUAUACAUCGAUCUGUAAUUUAUGUUAUCGAUUUAAUGGAAUUUAUGGAAACGCAACGUUUUCAACCAAAAGGAAUUGCAAUUAGCAGCUGUGCAAUUAGUUUUACAGCGGUAUCUUUUUCCCGCGUUGCCCUGUAAACCUAUCGCGUAUUUUACAUUCAAUUGAACGUUCGUGGUUCCUUCGUAGAAUAGCGUAUAUACAAGCUAAUUAAACAGUUCAGCGCGUUAAGUGAUUUAUCUAAAUAAAAAAAGAAGUAACGUUUUUUGAGCAACGUUUCUUUAAUUAAGGAUUUAUAUGUCCUCUGAGUUUCGCGCGUGUUCGAACGACGAACGAUCGAUCGAUUCAAUGUACAAAUAAGAAAGAUUGACAAUUAUCGCUAGUGUCCAAAGAUAAUAUUACGAACGAUCUGAAAAGAAAUACUUCGAUACGUAAACUGAUCAAAUAGUGAAUUAACGAGCACUGUACGAUCACUGUUUGUCGUUUAACAUCCGAUGAUAUUUGCACGAAUAUCGUAUUCACUUUGUAUUCAGCAGUUUCAAUAAUUGUGCUAGCAGUGAUGCUAGACAAAAGUAGGGGCGAAAAUGUUGCUAAGUUUACAAAGGUUGAAAUACUAUUAAUCGCUAAAAUAACGAAAAAAUGAUAUGUAACGAGGAACAGAAGUUUACGAUUAGUCAUAGACGAUGUCACGAUAAAAGUAAUGUAUAAAUUGAAAUAAGCUUGCUUUAGCAAUAACGUGCACACACUUUUCGAAUCGGUUUCAACGUCAAGUGUGAUUGAUAAUUAAGAAAAGUUUGAAUCUCAGGAUAAUAGAUAAACGAUAAACCAACCAUCCUUAUUCCUCUUAGGAUUAAAAACGAAAUUCGUCUUGUACUUUUUCACCAUGCGUUCUCGAGGAAAAGGUAAUGGAAGAAAAAAAAAACGUUCCUUUCGGCGUAAAUUUUUUCACUCGAUUGUAUUUAAAAAUCUGACAAGUUAUUUCCAUAUAGCGCCGAAGAUAUCACUGUAAAUAUAAGUACGUUAAAGUCUAUCAGUCAGAUGUUUUCGCUGUUUCGUUGAUUUUAUUACUAAUCAUAUCGAAACAACCAGAAGUCGCCUUCACAUUCUUUUUAGCGUAAUGUUAUGCCUACUUUUAUAGUUUUGUCGAUCGAAUAAAGACAAAAAGUGAGAUUAAACAAGUAACACGAGCCAAAUAUGCUCGAUUAGUCGUUUCAAUUUAGUUACCAUUUAUUUCCUUUCGAUUUAUGUACAUUUGUGCAUGGAAAGGUCUUAAAGACAUGUAUGUAAAUAGCCAUAUAUGUAUAUAUAUAUAUAGCUUUUCUGUGAUGAUGAACCUGAAUUUUAUGAAAUUUUCGAGCUAUAAAUAGGUUACCUCCGUUCUCAUAGCGUGUGCAUGCGUGCGUGCGUGCGUGCGUGCGUGCAUGCGUGCGUGUACAUCAAUUCCAACCAGGCAUUUCCAAUUUAUUUGCACUGCUGUCGCAUUAUAUUAUAGCCUAACGGCAUCAUAUAGUCGUACACGGAUAUUGUAACUACCAUCCUUCGCAAGUUAUUUAUUAAGAUGUUAAGUAAUCCUAAAAAUUGAUGGGUUAUGACUUUUCAACUUUUUAUUUUAGAUGUUCAAUCGAGUCGUAAGAAUAAAUCGGAUAUUAACGUUAAGAUUCGUAAAAAAGAAGAGAAGGAACACGAAUCAAAGUGCAUGUUAUUCCUUGAUAUAAGCAAUUUUUUUUAGAAAAUCGUUCGUACACUCAAACAAGUUAGUUUCCCAAUUUUUACGAGGCCUUCAUACGACACAAAAAUUUCAAAGUAUUUUCUUCGGGCAAGUAUACAAGAAAAAUUCCAUUCUCCGAUAUUUUAAAAAAGGAAAAAAAUCGGAUAUCUAUGUAUGAAUUACCAUUUGUCUUGCGUCUUAAUAUAUAUAUAAAUCUAUUGGCACAUUUUGCCAUUCGAGUAAUAAUUUAUUCUUUCAUCGUGGUACAAUAACUAGUUCUACAGUGCAUGUGCUCGUGUUAUGGUAGCGUGAUUAUGCAGACGCGGCCUUACGGGCGUUUACAAAAUGUAUAAAGUAAUAUUUUAUUAUGAAAACAAACUGCAUUUCAAAUAUACGAACCCGGGUCGUACGGUCGCUUCGGCCGAUCGACUUUUCAUCAUAUAGUGUUUAAGUAGUUAUUAAGGCGAGGUAUGGGAUAAUAAUUUUUGUAAAGGAACUAGUGAGAACUUCUAUAAUAGCCGCGAACGGAAACAAAAACUUAUAUCUAACGUAUAUAUUACGAACGUUUUAAAGAAGCAAAUGUUUUUGUUCGAGCGAAUGAUAAGGACACGUUUCCAUAUAGCGAACGGUUUUGAGAAUUUGAUUAAUCCGCUGAUAAGUGUGUCCACCAAGUGCGUCGUAAACGUUGAAUUCCUUCUCGAAGGUUUCUCUUCUUGACUGUUACUCAAUAACCAAGAACGUUCUCACUACCUCUUUAUUAAUAAGAUAUCCUAUUACCCAUGGUUGAUAACCUCGAAACAAUCGCUUGAACGUUUGAAAGUGGCUUAAAGUCUAUGCAGAAACAAGAAACAAUGAAAAUGAUGAAAAAGCUCGGUUCAAGGCAUGACGCAGACACGUUAAGAGUUUCUUUUGAACUGUAAAACAGGGAAAAUUCAGAGCAGAACCGUUCUUUUAGUUUUAUACAUAAUACACAUAUAUUUAGAACAUAGCAUACUACAACUGUUGCUUGCUACGUGGUCCAAAAGUGAUCCUUGUGGUCACUUGUAGUCUGGAUUUUCGUGAGCAAUUGUUUUCUUUUCAUUGCACCUUAUAAGUUAGAAUAAAGUAUACCGUAAAUAAUUUUCGAAAUAUUUGUAUCAUAAUUUUCUCUUAUAGUUAUGAAAAUAAUAUGAUGUAUUACAUAAUCGCAAACUUGUUAUUCUUGUUUUCUUUUAAGCUAAAGUACAAUCAGCAACCAAUUUUCAUUGUGUGAUUAUCUUUACAUUUUAAUCGUAGCAAAAACAUUGUUCCUUGUAAUUGAAAAUAACUUAAAAUUACGUUAAACGUAGUUCUUUUUUUAGUGAAUCUUCCGAUAACUUAAUGCGCACGAUUAUCCUGCUAAAAGUACGGUUUUGCUACAGUUAUAAGCAACAUUGUUCCAUUGUAAAUGGAAUACGGAGACUUAUGUUAAGACUCCUUUUUAGACUUUAUUAGAACAACCCAUUUUUGAAUUGUAUAAAUGUGUAUAUGUGCACAUAGCUACACGUACUCAGGCACACAUACAUACACACAUUCACGUAUAAACGUAUACUACUCACACGUACAAAAAUAUAAAAGUCUUAUUUAAACUAAAAUAAAAUAAAAAGUAAAUCACAACUUCAAA